This is a messenger RNA of Lolium perenne, 506 nucleotides long. NCBI's taxonomy places the organism in Eukaryota, Viridiplantae, Streptophyta, Magnoliopsida, Poales, Poaceae. The record is from RefSeq and is a predicted model, not a curated record.
GUGCCAAGAAAGUGGCUAUGGCAUCACUCGAGUUUGAAGACUACGCCAACACUUGGUGGGAGCAAGUCCUCACCCUUCGCGAAGAAAAGGGUGAACCGCCAAUUGACACUUGGGAAGAUAUGAAGAAGGAGAUGCAUGCUCGUUUUGUCCCAAGGCACUACAUGAAAGACCUCUUCAACAAGCUCCAAAAGUUGAAGCAAGGCACCAAAACCGUUGAGGAGUUCUACAAGGAGAUGGAGCUCACUAUGAUGCGAGCCAACAUCCAAGAAUCCGAGGAGCAAACCAUUGCUCGCUUCUUCAAUGGCCUUACUUAUCCUAUCAAGAGGAUUGUCGAGUUCCAACCUUACUCCAACAUCGUUGAGCUAGUCCACCAAGCAUCGAAGGCCGAGCGCCAAGUGAUUGAGGACAUCAAGUACUCCAAGGCCAAGUCCUAUUUCUCCUCCAAGCUCGCUACAUCGACUCCUCCUACUACAUCAACUCCUUAUGCUACAAGUGCCAAGGCCGAC